Molecule: messenger RNA, 690 nt
Organism: Anopheles coustani
Lineage: Eukaryota; Metazoa; Arthropoda; Insecta; Diptera; Culicidae
Product: cuticle protein 8-like
Exons: 2
Coding region: 1-690 (229 amino acids)
Cellular component (GO): extracellular matrix
Source: RefSeq, a predicted model, not a curated record
AUGGCGUUCAAAUUCGUUCUCCUUGCCACUUUGGUUGCUGCUGCCAGCGCUGGUCUGCUUCCGGCUGCUCACCAUGGCAUUGCCACGUCGCACUCCACCAUCCAACAUCAUGUUGCCCCCGCCGUCCACCACGUCGGAGCCAUCCACGCCGCCCCGGCUGUGUACCAUCACCAGCCCACCAUCGUCAAGACCAUCGCUCAGCCCACGAUCCUGAAGUCCUAUGGACAUCAUGAUGACCACUACGAGCACCAUGCUCCGGCCAACUACGAGUUCUCGUACUCCGUCCAUGACGAGCACACCGGAGACAUCAAGAGCCAGCACGAGACGCGCCACGGAGAUGAGGUCCAUGGCCAGUACUCGCUGUUGGACUCCGACGGCCACCACCGCGUCGUCGACUACCACGCCGACCACCACUCCGGAUUCAACGCCGUCGUCCGUCGUGAACCCACUGGAGUGAAGAUCGCCCAGCCAGUGCACAAGGUGAUCGCUCAGCCCGUCCAUGUCUCCAGCUACGCCCAUGCUCCGGUAGCUCACGCCACCAUCCAGCAUCAUCAUGCUGCCCCGAUCGCCCACCAUGUUGCCCCGAUCGCCCACCAUGUUGCCCCGAUCGCACAUCAUGCCGCUCCGAUCGCGCACUCUUCCUCCAGCAUCGUUCAUGGAGCCAGCCAUCUGAGCCAUCAUCAUUACUAA